Diceros bicornis minor is the source of this 3756-nucleotide messenger RNA. It is a transcript of the gene NPHS1, whose product is annotated as NPHS1 adhesion molecule, nephrin. Gene Ontology annotation, cellular component: cell-cell junction. NCBI's taxonomy places the organism in Eukaryota, Metazoa, Chordata, Mammalia, Perissodactyla, Rhinocerotidae. Gene Ontology annotation, biological process: cell-cell adhesion. Gene Ontology annotation, molecular function: cell adhesion molecule binding. The record is from RefSeq and is a predicted model, not a curated record.
AUGGCCCUGAGGAUCCCCAUCAGCGCUCCCCUGCUCCUCGUGGGGCUGCUGGCCACAGGCCUGGCGCAGUUGCCAAUCCCUGCCUCCACCCCCCGAGGCUUCUGGGUUCUGCCUGAAAACACGACGGUGGUGGAGGGGGCCGCUGCGGAGCUGCGGUGUGGGGUCAGCGCCCCUGGCAGUGCAGUGCAGUGGGCCAAAGACGGGCUGCUGCUCGGCCCCGAUCGCAGAAUCCCGGGCUUCCCGCGGUACCGCCUGGAAGGGGACCCCACUAGAGGGGAAUUCCACCUACGCAUUGAAGCAUGUGACCUCAGCGACGACGCAGAGUACGAGUGCCAGGUCGGCCGCUCAGAGACAGGCCCCGAGCUCGUGUCUCCUAGAGUGACUCUCUCUGUGCUAGUGCCCCCCAAGGUGCUUCAGCUGACCCCCGAGGCAGGGAGCACGGUCACGUGGGUGGCUGGGCAGGAGUACGAGGUCAGCUGUGUGUCUGGGGAUGCAAAGCCAGCACCCGACAUCACUUUCCUCCGGAGUGGACAAAUAAUUCCAGACAUCUCUGCUAACGUGAAUGCGGGGUCCCAGGAGAAACUCUUCACCACGGAGGCCACAGCCAGGGUGACACCUCAGAGCUUGGAUAAUGGGCAGUUACUGGUCUGUGAGGGGUCCAGCCCAGCUUUGGACACCCCUAUCAAGGUCUCAGUCACUAUGAAUGUUUUGUUCCCCCCAGGACCCCCUGUCAUUGAGUGGCCAGGCCUGGAUGAGGGGCAUGUGCGGGCAGGGCAGACCUUGGAGCUGCUGUGCAUGGCCCGAGGGGGCAAUCCGCCAGCGACACUGCAGUGGCUGAAGAAUGGCCAGCCCAUGUCCACAGCGUGGGGCACGGAGCACGCUCACUCGGUGGCCCGCAGCUUGCUAGUGAUGAUCAUACGGCCAGAAGACCACGGGGUGAGGCUCAGCUGUGAGGCCCACAACAGCGUAUCUCCAGGGAUCCAGGAACGUGGGGUUACACUACAGGUCACCUUUCCCCCCAGCGCCAUUACCAUCCUGGGAUCUGCAUCCCAGUCUGAGAACAAGAACGUGACGCUCUCCUGCAUCACCAAGUCCAGUCGCCCUCGGGUUCUCCUGCGAUGGUGGCUGGGCUGGCGGCAACUGCUGACCACAGAGGAGACGGUCACGGACGGCCUGCAUGGUGGCCACAUCUCCAUGUCCAACCUGACAUUCCUGGUGCGACGAGAGGACAAUGGUCUGACCCUUACAUGUGAGGCCUUCAGUGAGGCCUUUACCAAGGAGACCUUCAAGAAGUCGCUUGUUCUGAAUGUGAAAUAUCCUGCCCAGAAGCUGUGGAUCGAGGGGCCGCCUGUGGGGCAGCGCCUCCGGGCUGGGACCCGGGUGAGGCUGGUGUGUUUGGCUAUUGGAGGGAACCCAGACCCCUCCCUCACCUGGUUGAAGGACUCGCGCACGGUGACCGAACCGCGGCCGCCCCAGGAGCCGCGGCGGGUGCAGCUGGGAAGCCUGGAGAAGUCGGGGAGCACCUUCUCCCGCGAGCUGGUGCUGGUCGCGGGCCCGUCGGACAACCAGGCCAAGUUCACGUGCAAGGCGGGCCAGCUCAGCGCGUCCACGCAGCUCGUGGUGCAGUUUCCCCCGACUAACGUGACGAUCCUGGCCAACGCGUCGGCGCUGCGCCCCGGGGACGCUGUGAACUUGACGUGCGUCAGCGUGAGCAGCAACCCUCCGGUCAACUUGUCGUGGGACAAGGAGGGGGAGAGGCUGGAAGGCGUGGCCGCCCCGCCCCGGAGCGCCCCCUUCAGAGGCUCCGCCGCCGCCAGGAGCGUCCUUCUGAGACUGUCAUCCCGCGACCACGGCCACCGCGUGACCUGCCGCGCCCACAGCGCGGAGUUGAGAGAAACCGUGAGCUCCUUCUACCGCCUCAACGUGCUGUAUCCUCCAGAGUUCCUGGGGGAGCAGGUGCUCGUGGUGACCGCGGUGGAGCAGGGCGAGGCGCUUCUGCCCGUGUCCGUGUCCGCCAACCCUGCCCCGGAGGCCUUCAACUGGACCUUCCGCGGCUACCGCCUCAGCCCAGCUGGCGGCCCCCGUCAUCGCAUCCUGUCUGGCGGAGCUCUGCAGCUGUGGAAUGUGACCCGCGCCGACGACGGCCUCUAUCAGCUGCACUGCCAAAACUCGGAGGGCACGGCUGAAGCGCUAGUGCGGCUGGAUGUACACUAUGCUCCCACCAUCCGAGCUCUCCAGGACCCCACUGAGGUGAACGUUGGGGGUUCUGUGGACAUAGUCUGCACCGUUGAUGCCAAUCCCAUCCUUCCAGAGAUGUUCAACUGGGAGAGACUGGGAGAAGAGGAAGAGGACCAGAGCCUGGAUGACAUGGAGAUGACAUCAAAGGGAUCCACAGGGCGUCUUCAGAUUCGCCAGGCCAAGCUGGCCCAGGCUGGUGCUUACCAGUGCAUUGUGGACAAUGGGGUGGCACCUCCAGCCCGAGGGCUGGUCCGUCUUGUUGUCAGAUUUGCCCCCCAGGUGGAGCAUCCCACUCCCCUAACUAAGGUGGCUGCAGCUGGAGACAGUACCAGUUCUGCCACUCUCCACUGUCGUGCCCGAGGAGUUCCAAACAUUGUCUUUACUUGGACCAAAAACGGGGUCCCUCUGGAUCUCCAGGAUCCCAGGUACACAGAGCACACGUACCACCAGGGCGGGGUCCACAGCAGUCUCCUGACCAUUGCCAACGUGUCUGCAGCCCAAGAUUAUGCUCUCUUCACGUGCACAGCCACCAAUCCCCUCGGCUCGGACCACACCAACAUUCAGCUCGUCAGCAUCAGCCGCCCUGAUCCCCCAGUGGGAUUAAAGGUCGUGAGCACGACCCCAUACUCGGUGGGGCUGGAGUGGAAGCCUGGCUUUGAUGGGGGCCUGCCACAGAGGUUCCAGAUCAGGUAUGAGGCUCUGGGGACUCCAGGGUUCCUCUACGUGGAUGUCCUACCGCCCCAGGCCACCACCUUCACGCUGACUGGACUGCAGCCUGCUACACGAUACAGGGUCUGGUUGCUCGCUAGCAACGCCCUGGGGGACAGCGGACUAGCUGACAAGGGGUCCCAGAUCCCUAUCACCACCCCAGGUCUAGACCAGCCUUCUGGAGAACCCGGCUACCAGCUGCCCACAGAGCAGCCUGCAGGACCCUCGGAGCUGCCCCUGCUGCCUGUGCUGUUUGCUGUUGGGGGUCUUCUGCUGCUUUCUAAUGCCUCCUGUGUUGGGGGAUUCCUCUGGCAGCGGAGACUGAGGCGUCUUGCUGAGGGCAUCUCAGAGAAGACAGAGGCGGGGUCGGAGGAGGACCGGGUCAGGAAUGAAUACGAGGAGAGCCAGUGGACUGGAGACCGGGACACUCGGAGCUCCACGGUGAGCACAACAGACGUAGAGCCAUAUUACCACUCCAUGAGGGACUUCAGCCCCCAGCUGCCCCCCACGCUGGAGGAGGUGUCUUAUCCCCGAGGUUUCACAGGCCUUGAAGAGGAGGAUGUGCCCUUUCCUGGGCACCUGUAUGAUGAGGUGGAAAGACCGUACGCCCCGUAUGGGGCCUGGGGACACCUCUAUGAUGAAGUACAGAUGGGUGCAUAUGGCCCCUGCUGGCCUGGGAACAAGUAUGAGGAUCCAAGAGGAAUCUACGAUCAGGUGGCAGGAGACUUGGACCCUCUGGAGCCUGAUUCUCUACCCUUUGAGCUGAGGGGACAUCUGGUGUGAGACCCUUCUUGACAUCCUUUUCCUACA